Molecule: messenger RNA, 1852 nt
Organism: Balaenoptera acutorostrata (minke whale)
Lineage: Eukaryota; Metazoa; Chordata; Mammalia; Artiodactyla; Balaenopteridae
Gene: TCTA
Product: T cell leukemia translocation altered
Exons: 3
Coding region: 201-578 (125 amino acids)
Source: RefSeq, a predicted model, not a curated record
CAUCCUUUAAGCAGGGUGGGGCUAGGUGCGCGUGCGCGGUUUUAACACUCCUCCCCAAACUGCCAACUCUUCGCGCAAGCGGGGUAGACGCGCCUUGCCUGGGUUUACGCGUGCGCACUAGCGGGCCUGGACCCGGAAGACCAGACGCCUGCGCAGUGGGGACUACGGUGACAGUCCCCCGGCUGGGACGCCGGCCAGUCAUGGCGGAGCCUUGGUCUGGGCAAUCCUUGCAGGCUCUGCCGGCCACGGUGCUGGGCGCUCUGGGCGCCCUCGGCAGCGAGUUCCUGCUGGAGUGGGAGGCGCAGGACAUGCGCGUGACCCUCUUCAAGCUGCUGCUGCUUUGGUUGGUGUUAAGUCUCCUGAGCAUCCAGCUGGCGUGGGGGUUCUACGGGAGUACGGUGACCGGGCUGUAUCACCGGCCAGCCUGCUCAGAUACCCACCCCCAGCUUGCUGCAGCUCUGGAUGUGUUCCUGCCCCCAGGUCUGGGCGGCCAGAACGGAUCCACACCUGAUGGCUCCACGCAUUUCCCUUCCUGGGAAACAGCAGCAAAUGAACCUCUUAAAACCCACAGAGAAUGAGGGAAGGCAGCAGAGGGGUCUCCAGGAACAUCACCAGGUCUGCUGGCUCCCACACUGAGUGCUGCUGCUGCCCAGACCCCAGGGACGACUGCAGCGGGGGUAGAGGUUGGGGGUACGGAGUAUGCCAGUGCUUGCAGGGCUGGGCCUUCACUGCCCUUGGUCUUGCCUCCAGCAGCCCCAGGCAUUGGGCCAGUAAAGAGUUUGCCUGUACCCUGAUCUGGGUGGCUUAAGGAGAGAAGGCAUGCUUCUCCUUUCAGGGGUCAGCUCAGAAGCCUCUGGGUUGGGGAUGGCAACAGUCCAUUUUCUGUCUUGGCUUUUUCCUGUUCCUCUUCCCAUCCCCCUGGGAUGUGACCCUGUAGAUUUGUCCCUGGGAGGAAGCCUGAGGUUGACCAGCUCUGACAUUUGUAAGGCAGGUCUGUUUUCCCCUAAGCCUUGGGUUUCCUUUAUUUGGUUUUGCUUUGUUGGCAGGGACCCAGGGAAUCCUGGCCUGGACACAGCCUUAUAUUUUAUGGUUACUUAGCUGGCCAUUCAAGUGUAAGACAGUGGACACCAAACACCCACCUCCUUUGGCUCAUCCUGAGCUCUCCAGAUGUGAGUCAGGCUAUAUAAGUUCUCUUUUCAUUGUACUCAUAUUCCUCUUAACCCCUCCCAGAAUGAAGCUGGGUACCUAAAAGUGGCUGAGUCCCGGGGGUGACCUCCCAUCCCCACUGUUUAAGUGCCUGUGGGGUUGUGGAUCUGUACCCCGCCCCUCAAAGGGACAUACUGAGCAGUUUAGUGCAAAGCGGCCCCAUCGUGCCCUGCAGCCUCACCACUUCCCAUCUUGACCUGGAACCAGAGGAGCUUCGUUCUAAGAGCCCACAAACUAGGCAGGCCUGCCACUUCCACAGUGAGCCAAGGGAACUUCCAAAGGUAUAAGUGGCAAACACCAGUUCCUGAAAGCAGUGUGGCCCUAGACCUGCCUCCUUCCCUGAUGGACAUACUUCUGCCUGCUUCUGCUGGGCCAGCAGCUACCUCAGUGUCCCACUGCUUGCUUCCUCUCUGUUAAAUGUCACAUUUCCAUCUGGCAGCCUUUGCCUAGGCUGUCUUUGCAGAGUGCACUGGAGUAGGACUAUGCUGAGCUCAUGCACAAGUACUCCGGAGUAUCUUCUGGCUGGUGGGAUGAUGGUUCUGCAGCCCCAGGCCUACCCACUGACAACAAACACCACACUCAGAAUUGGUCCCACAUUUCACCCCAAGCUCAACUGAGGAUGUGGCUUAUUAAACAUGGAAGUGCA